AUGUCAAGAAAGACCGGUAAAGCGAACUUGAGGAUAAAGCGUCAGAGCGAUUCGCAACAGGGUGGCAGUGUGAUAGACAAUAUCUUUAAUAUACCGAUCACGGCGAUCAGACAAACAGGUGCCGCAGCGCAGACCUUCACUCCAGAAAAUUCCCAAGCAAUCGACAGUAUCUUACAGAUUCCGAUACAGACACUAGAAGCAGUCGGGAAUCUGGUUAAAUCGACGUCAGGACAGAGGGCCCUGAAUUCCGAGGAAUUCCAACGGAUACGACAGGAACGAAGAGACAGACUGGUGGCCCAAAGGGAACGACAAAGACAGCAAAGGGAUCAGAUACAGCAGCAACGAUUGAAACAACAGCAGAUUAAGAGGACCAUCAAAUUUCCGCAUAAAGAUCCGUUCGGAUUGAACGCGUUGUCGAAUCUUCUGGUUGGUAAUCAUGGUUUAUUAGGUAGUUUUGGUGGUCACGGUGGUCAUGGAGGGCACAUGGGUCAUGGUGGGCAUGGUGGUCAUGGUGGUCAUGGAAAUCAUGGCAUCCACGGAGGCCACGGGGGCACGAUGAACAACGGUCAGCAUACGUACGAGGUCCACGAGAACAUCGACGAGGACUCGUCGUACAUCUGGCACGGGAUCACCGCCGGAAUAGGAACGUACCAUGGAUCCAAGCCGACCAGCACAGUCACGACGAUCACGAAUAAGAUCGCGCCGAAGGAUCACAAAUCGAUCAAGUACAAUUACGAGGACAGAAUACAAAACAAAUUGCCGACCACUGAUAUAAAGGAUCCACUGGACUACGAAGACGAUCCACCGAUACGGAACAAGAUCGCGCCGAAAAGCAACAGAAUAUCGUUUCAAUCGUGA
This is a messenger RNA of Dufourea novaeangliae, 858 nucleotides long. RefSeq lists its product as uncharacterized. NCBI's taxonomy places the organism in Eukaryota, Metazoa, Arthropoda, Insecta, Hymenoptera, Halictidae. The transcript is spliced from 5 exons. Bases 1 to 858 code for a protein of 285 amino acids. The record is from RefSeq and is a predicted model, not a curated record.